GCUAGAGCGUGAGCAAGUGCGGCAAGGCCUACCCUUUGUAAAUAGCAAAUCCAGACAAAAACGUGUGAUUUGAGUCUUGUUCUUCUUCUUCUUCGAUUCUAAAUUCAUCCCAAUUCCAUCUAUUUUUUAGAUGUUUCUGUUUUCAGAAUGUUGAAUCUCUCCGUAUCAGGUAACUCUCUGCUACCAUCCAUUUCGCUUUUCGUUGGAAUUCUUCUCUGAUCUGUUCACUCUUCAUUUCUGAUUUGUCAUUUUCAAACUUUAAUUUUUCUCUCGGAUUAUGAAUUUUGUGGGGAAGUUCAAUUAGAGCGUAAUUUUCCUUUCAAAUUCAUUUAUUGAGUAUUACCUAGAAAAUUUUGGGGAAGAAAACUAUGGAUGUUAACAAAGAUGAAGCUGCGAGAUGUGUUCGAAUUGCUGAAGAAUCAAUUGCAUCAGGAAAUAAAGACCGAGCAUUGAAAUUUAUUAGAAUUGCCCAACGUCUGAAUCAUAAUUUGCCUACUGAUGAGCUUUUAGCUGCCUGUGAGAAGAUUGAUUCUUCUGGGUCGAUACCAUCUUCUCUAGAUGAAAAAUGCGUUGUUGAUAAUAAUAAGAACAGGACUAGUUCUGCUAAAAUUGAUGAGGGUUUAAAUGGAGAGCGGAAUUAUACUGAAGAACAUGUGGAAUUGAUUAGGCAGAUUAAGAGGAAUAAGGAUUACUAUGCAAUUCUUGGGGUGGAAAAGACUUGUUCUGUCGAGGAGAUUAGGAAGGCUUAUAAGAAAUUGUCAUUGAAAGUCCACCCAGAUAAGAACAAGGCACCAGGAUCAGAGGAAGCAUUCAAAAAAUUGAGCAAGGCGUUCAAGUGCCUGAGCGAUGACACUUCGAGGAGGCAGUACGAUCAGACUGGUUUGGUUGACCAAUUUGAGUAUAAUCAGCAGUACAACGUUAGGAGGACAAGGAGAAGGAGAAGUGUGCAUGAGUUUUAUGAUGAUGAUUUUGAUCCGGAUGAAAUAUUCAGGUCAUUUUUUGGUCAGACUGACAUGUUUAGGGCUCAUCAUGUUUAUAGGAGUAGAGGAACUGGUGGGAGACACCGGGAGGAGUUUAAUGGAGGAGGGCCUAAUCUGCUACUGCUUCUACAGAUACUGCCUUUCUUGUUGAUUUUUGUGCUUGCUUAUCUGCCCUUUUCAGAGCCAGAUUAUUCUUUGCAUAAGAAUUAUUCCUAUCAAAUCCCCAAGACAACUGAGAAACUUGGAGUGGAGUUUUUCGUCAAAUCAGUGGCUUUUGAUGACAAUUUUCCUAUUGGAAGUCCUGCAAGAGCCAACAUUGAGGACAAUGUAAUUAAGGACUAUAGAAACUUGCUUUGGCGUUAUUGUCACAUAGAACUCCAGAGACGUCACUGGAGUAAGAAUAUGCCCACUCCUAACUGUGAUAAACUUCGGAAUCUGGGGUUAGCAUAAAGUAGGGAAUGUACUGGAGAUGGGAAAGCUUGUACAUGGAAGUUUGUUGAUGGGCCUAGCCAGGAGGUCUCAGUUUGUCUACAAGCCAGAGGGUGUGAUUCGAGUCCCAUAGAUGUGAUGCGCAUUUUCCGCCUUCAUUAAAGGGGACAUUUGGCCCUGCAUAAUAUGCCAAUGCAAUGCUAGUCCAGGAUUUCAUCAAGAAGGGUUUUCAACACCCUAACAUGCCACGAGCUUUUUUGAUAGGAAUAAGUAGGUAUGCGAUUUGUAUAUGGCUUGUUUAAUAUUUGCCUUGAAGGGCGAGGAUUUGAUGAAUUGAAAAGGGGGAAAAAAAAAGAAAGAAAGAAAGAAAGUGAUGUAUGAAGUUUUUCUUGGUUUGAAAGAAUUAUUUCCUUACCAUAGAUCUUCACAUAUGUAGUACAUUGAAUUUUGAUCAAUGUCUUGGAGCCUUGUAUUAACUCUCCUAGAAUAAUCUGUUCACUGUAUUCAAGUCUUUGUAUUUGAAAACACCAGAGCUUUUAGAUGCAAAGAUCUGCUAAUCAGUCGAGAAUUGUCGCCUUAA
This is a messenger RNA of Hevea brasiliensis (rubber tree), 1989 nucleotides long. Its product is annotated as chaperone protein dnaJ 49. Gene Ontology annotation, cellular component: endoplasmic reticulum membrane. Gene Ontology annotation, biological process: cellular response to misfolded protein. Gene Ontology annotation, molecular function: Hsp70 protein binding. The record is from RefSeq and is a predicted model, not a curated record. Bases 369 to 1430 code for a protein of 353 amino acids. NCBI's taxonomy places the organism in Eukaryota, Viridiplantae, Streptophyta, Magnoliopsida, Malpighiales, Euphorbiaceae. The transcript is spliced from 2 exons.